Molecule: messenger RNA, 2334 nt
Organism: Paramecium octaurelia
Lineage: Eukaryota; Ciliophora; Oligohymenophorea; Peniculida; Parameciidae
Source: the annotation of a GenBank genome assembly
AUGGGUUGGUUAGGAUCUCUGGUAGUGAUAAUUUUGACUUCCAUCGUGGGGAUAGUUUGGUACUUUGUGCAUCUGAUAGCACAAGUAAGAAAUGGCAGAAUUAUUAUUAGGGUUUUACAGUGCAAUAUAAAGAUGAAUAAGACUUUGUAAGUGAUCAACUUAGAGGACUCCUCGGAGUCGAUGAUAUUUAGCCUACUUCCUAUAGGCCAACAGUAGAACCAUAAUAUUUAUCAGGAAUUGUGGAUUUAAUAGAAACAUCAAUAAGUGGAUUGUGGUUAGCACAAUUUUUGUACAUGGUUCUACUCUUAUUUCUAUUUUUUUUGGUUGUGGACAUCUGGUUCAUAGAAUACCCCUUCUCCUUUAUCUUCAAUGCAAUUAUUGGUGCUACGAUUGUGAUGCUAUUUGCAUACUAUGUCACUGCAACUAAUAGUAAAUCCUUGACAAGAGCACUGAUACAAGUAAAUAUUCUUAACCUAAUUUAUAAAAGUCACAAUUUUCAAAGGAAGAGAGUUUUGGAUACAUGUAUUAAUGCGGUUUUGCAAUCGUGAGUUUAUUGUUCAGUUUACUAUUUGGGAUGUACGUCUUAAUGUAUUACUUCAACGUGGCUGUGUGGGGAGGCGACAUGAAGAAAGAUGAAUACGAGAAGGUGUCAAUAUUGAUGAUUGGAUUCUUGAUGGGAAUGAUACUCGGAGGAUUCAUAUAUAGAGAAGGCAUCUCGAUGAUGUGUAGAUCUAUGAAGACUGCUUCGUUUGGCUUGAUAAGGGCUGACCUAAAUUUGAGUGUUGGCAACAACAACAUCUCAUAACUCACUAGAUUGGCAUACAUGGUAUCUUAAUAAGCAGGAAAUGCAGUUGUCAACUUCUUAGACACAGGAUUUGUACUGGUGUUCUUAUGUUGUGCUGUUUCAUAAAUCGUUAUCAAUAGUCCUGAAGUAUUGGAUAGCAAAAACAGGAGUGCUUUUGCUUUGGGACCCAUCUAUUUGGUUUGCAUUGGAUAUUUGGGAUCUAUUGUGUGUUACUUUUUAAAAACAAUGUGUGCAGACCAAGAGACUGGGUCAUUUGCUGCACUUAAUGUAAGGUGGUAAGUCAUUAUAGCUGCCUUGAUUUCAUUCAUCAUUCAUGUCUCAUUCCCAUUUUCAUUUCUAAUUGACAAGUUCACUCUCAAAGGCGACAAUACUAAGGAUAUAGAUUUUGAAGGCAAAUCAAAUAUGCAUGCUUGUUGGUGUUAUCUGUUGGGAUUGAUUUUUAAUGUACUUCAUAUCAGUUUGUUUGAAUGGUAUACAUCUCACGGAUGCCCCAAUGUCAGAAAUAUGGUAAAUUAUUAUGAUCAAAUAGGGAUUAGCAACAAGUGAUCGUAUAUUGCCAAUGAAUUUGAUCUACUCAAAUUAUUUGGGAGAUUUAUUUUCUGCUAUUCCAACCAUCCUCAUGUUCCUAUUGAUCUCUAUAGUCUAUUCAAUUGAAGGUUUUGCUGGAUUGCUAUUUGCAGCAUCCGGUUACAUCUCUUUAUUUAUUAUCUAUGGAGUCAUAUUCUUCAUUGGUUGCAACUCCUCUGAUUCGUAUAAAUUAACAUGUUUUGCUCACUUUAUAUCAGAUGUGUAAGGCAAAAUCUUUUAGAUCUAUUGGGAAGCCAAAAAUUACAUGGUCUUCCUCAAAGCCACCAAUGCAGGUGCAGCCUUCCUUGUAUCCAUCGGAAUCAUUGGGGCUCAACUCUAUUAAUAUCCCACUGCUUUGACUUCAUUGUUUGUAAAAAACGAAGGAUUUUUGGGAUUGUUCAUUGGUUUCAGUAUUAUGUUUGUAUGUAGAGGCAUCAACAUUUGGGGAAUUAUUAAUGUUGCAAAAAGCUAUGUAAUUGAUAAAUUAAUGAAUAGUUCAUUUUCUAACCCUCUAAUGAAGCAGAAGGAAAGCUCAAUUACUUGAAAGACAUAAGAAUUAUUGAAUUUACUAAAUUCAAAUAUACUCACAGUAUGUUGUAUGUUGCUUAUAAUAUAUUGUUUGUCACAAUAAUGAUUUUGAUGUUUGGAUCGAUUUUGGGCCAUGCUGGAAGUGUGGCCAUUAUGAUCGGAGCUUGUAUUGCUACAUUCCUCAUUUAAUAUACUGGCUUGAUAAAGGGAACCACCUUGGAAAACUCAAGAGUGUAUAAUGAAAGUAAGAUUUUGAAUUGAGAUUUGUAGUAUAGGACAAUAGAAAGGAUCAUCACUAUUUGAUGUACGUAUCUGGAGACACAUAUGCUUGUGCCACUGAGGAAAGCAAUGCUUGUCCGUUGAUUCCCUAUCUGAUUUAUGUUUUCUGUUUACUAAUUUCAUGUCAAAAACAUUUUGCAAAGGCAGAAAAAUGA